Messenger RNA from Ceratina calcarata, 4023 nucleotides. RefSeq names its product toll like receptor (gene Tl). Gene Ontology annotation, molecular function: signaling receptor activity; protein binding. The transcript is spliced from 5 exons. The coding region runs from base 504 to 3698 and encodes 1064 amino acids. Gene Ontology annotation, biological process: inflammatory response; toll-like receptor signaling pathway. The record is from RefSeq and is a predicted model, not a curated record. Gene Ontology annotation, cellular component: plasma membrane. Lineage: Eukaryota; Metazoa; Arthropoda; Insecta; Hymenoptera; Apidae.
UUCCACCAUAUUGAGGCACGCUCGAUAGGUCUAUACAUAAUAUGUAAACGAACUUAGACCGUGAUAAGUGAUAAUCGACAGUGCAUUUAUUAAAUUAACUAAUUAAACGUCGUCGUGACAUAACGAGUGUACCAUUAGAAUCCGAGGAUUAUUAUAAAGUGAAUUAAAUUCUGUGAGAUGUGGUGACUAUCGGUGUGAUCAAGCAUACCGAUCGAUUUCGAUAUCGUCCAACGCCAUUUUUCUUGUUUUUAUCAAAAAAUUCAAAACAAAAAGAUUAGACGCUUCAACUUCUAGUCUGUUAAUUAAAUACGACGAUGCGUAAAGUGAUGUUAAAAAUCUGUUAAAUUUUUCUAUUAUGGGAAGAAACGGUGGAAUAAUAAGUAAACGUGAAUUUGAGUUUAUGAUGUGUUUGUACGUAUCUGUAUAGACGUUCACGUGAUCAAACAAGUUGUGUUUGUGCACGCUCGUUCCUGGAAAAGAAAAAAAGUUUUUAAUAAAGCACUAUGGUCCAUCGAUAUUGGAUUUUCCAAUGGAUCCUCUGGAUCUUCUGGACAACAGGAAUAAGCAGAGGAUCGGACGUUCAAUGUCCGACCCAAGGAAAUUGCACCUGCAUCCCGACGUUCACUAGAGAUUACCAAAUAGAAUGUAGAGAUCAGACGAAUUCGGCUUUUGUAUUCUACGUGCAACCAAAUGAACACUUGAGAAUCGAAUGUCAAAAUUCUCCGAAAUGGGCCGACUUCCCUGUAUUAAACGUGUUACGACCGAUGAAAAUGAAUUACUUGUCGUUUAGAAUAUGCGAUCUGCCCACGAACAUUAGUCUGGGAGAGAUAUCGAGAUCAUUAGGCGUACUCGAAACAAAGAAAUUGACAUUCCAAUCUUACGGCAAUUUGACCUCGAAGCUUACCAAAGAACACCUCUCAGGCUAUCCAGAUUUGCAAAGACUGACCUUGUCCAGCAAUAAUUUGACCAAACUCCCUCGAAAUCUAUUCGAAAAUAUACCGAAACUUGUCUGGCUCGACCUGAGGGAGAACAAUGUACAACUGCCCGCCGGGAUAUUCAAAAGCACUCCAGAAUUGGAGGUCUUAGAAUUAGGAGAUAACAACAUAGCAGAAAUACCUCAAGGACUGUUCAGCUCCUUAGGCAAACUCAGAUUUUUAAAUUUAUGGCGAAACAAAUUCAGAAAAUUGCCUGCAAAAAUAUUCGACAAGUUAGAUUCUCUAAAUUCCUUAGAUUUAAACUCUAACAACUUGGAGAGUUUGCCCAAAGGAAUUUUUCACGAUUUAAAAAAGUUGGAGACCUUGAAUCUGUUUAUGAACAAUUUUUCUCAAAACGGUUUACCCGAAGGUUUGCUAGAAAAGACGAGUAAGCUUAAUACUUUUAAACUUUACAGUAAUAAAAGAAAUCUGACCAGUCUACCUAAGGGCUUUCUCGCCAAUCUGACUCAGCUGCAUACGGUCGAAUUAAAAAGAAACGGAUUGGUAGAAUUACCCGAAGAUUUAUUUUACAAUUCUGUAAACUUGGUCAAUAUUAGUAUACAGAGAAAUUAUUUAGCGCAUCUGCCUGAGAGGUUGUUUUCUGGUUUAAGGCAGCUAAAAAGAUUGGAAUUAAAUUUUAAUGAAUUGACGACACUGCUGGACGGAACGUUCGAGGACUUGGAAAGUCUAGAGUCGUUGAACCUGUCGAGGAAUCAUCUGGAAUCGAUUUCGAGAAAUCUGUUGAGGAGCUUAAGAUCGCUAAAAACGUUGGAUAUGUCUCGAAAUCGUUUAAAAAUCAUUGAGGACACUAGCUUCAAUUACCUGGACAAUCUACGGGUCGCAAUAUUUUCAGAUAAUCAGUUAACAUUCAAUACGUCGCCGUCUUUCUUCCACGAGUUUGGAAAGAAUUCACCUUUCCAUGCUUGCAUAAAUCUGGAGGAAUUGCAUCUGGCGAGAAAUAAUAUAACAGAGAUAUUCAACGAUUGGGUCGUAAUCACCUUAAAAUUGAGGAUUCUUGAUCUGAGUCACAAUCAGAUUCCUCAAAUAGUGGCGGAAGAUCUUCAAUUUUUGUCGAACAACAUUCGAGUGGAUCUCCGUGACAACUUGAUAAGACAAAUAUCUUUGGCAACAGCAGAAAGAAUCUCUAGAUUUCAAAUGAAUCCCCGUGAUGUCAUUAUACUCGUCGACCGUAAUCCUUUAGAUUGCGAUUGCGAGGUUUACAAUUUGAUUCGAUACCUGGAAGGAGAUAUGCCGUUCGCUUCGAAUUAUUUUCACAUUGAAAUAGAUAAUCUAACAUGCGAGAGUCCACAGUGGCUGAAGAACGUAGCAGUCAGAGAUCUUAAAUCAAAGUACUUUAAAUGCGAAGUCGAGGAACCCUGCCCGUCAGACUGCAAAUGUUACAGCGAACCGAAAUAUUCAGAAUUCGUUGUAGAUUGUUCUUACAAAAAUUUAAUGAACCCACCGAAUGAAAUCAAGAGCCUGGAGGGACACCGACUGGUCGUCGAUUUAACCGGAAACGGAUUAAAAGAUUUGAACUGGCAAUUAGGUGCUGAUACGGAGAUGUAUAAAUUAUUAUUGGGGAACAAUAGUUUAAGGGAGCUGGACUCGAAAGAACUACCUAAAAAUUUGAGUGUGCUCGAACUGCAUAGUAACAACCUGACCUACUUGAGCCCUUCCACUCUCCGUUACUUAAGUCACAGCAAUUUAUCUGCUAUAACUUUGGACGACAAUCCAUGGGAGUGUAAUUGCAAUUCUCUCGAUUUCCUGAACUUCAUCCAAACGAAAAUCAGUACUAUUUCCCAAUCGGAUAGAAUAAGGUGCAGAAAUCGUAACAAACCUGUGAUAAAGAUGAUAGCUGCCGAUUUAUGUCCAACGAAUACGACCACGAUAAUGAUCAUAUGCGGAACGGUAGCGCUUUUGGGAAUAAUUUUCGGAUCUGUGGCAGCGCUCUAUUACAGAUACCAGAAAGAGAUAAAAAUAUGGCUGUAUUCACAUCAAAUUUGCCUGUUCCUAGUCACGGAAAAUGAGUUGGACAAAGACAAAACGUACGACGCGUUCAUAAGUUAUUCUCACAAAGACGAAGAGUUCGUCGUAAACGAGUUGGUGCCGAAACUGGAGAACGGUCCUCGGAAAUAUAAACUGUGUCUCCACUUCCGCGAUUGGUUGGCAGGAGAAUGGAUACCUAAUCAAAUUGCAAGAUCCGUCGAGGAUUCAAGGAGAACCGUAGUCAUCUUAUCGCCAAACUUUUUGGAGAGCGUUUGGGGUCGUAUGGAGUUCAGGGCUGCCCACAGACAAGCCUUGACCGAAGGACGAGCCAGAGUUAUUCUAGUUCUCUACGGAGACAUCGGGAACACCGAGGAUCUCGAUCCUGAAUUAAAAGCUUACAUCAGCAUGAACACGUAUGUCAAAUGGGGAGAUCCCUGGUUCUGGGAUAAAUUGAGAUACGCUUUGCCUCACUCUCAAAAGAACGCAAAUAGGAUAUUCGCGAGGAACAAGCCGACUAUACAGAUUGGUGAAAAGAACGAACUGAUUUACAACGCUAUUAACAAAUCGCCAACGACUACCACCCCACCGGCUGAUGCUAUCAACAUUAAAUUCAUAUGUGACGAUAAGAAAGACCUGAAUGGUGAGAAAUCGCCAAACAGCAAGACCGCAUUUAUACUAUCUUCGGAAGAGCUGAUUAAGUAUAAUUUGAAGAACAAAGUACAAUGUAGCACUGUAUGAGUGUACCAGAUUUCUCGACACAUGUGUACAAGGAACUUGUUGAUUAUCUGACUUAAUUUUUAUAUCGUUUUGUACAUAGACAAACAAGAUACUCUAGUAUUGUAUAUACUACAUAGAUAGAUACGUCAAUGCUCAUAAUAAAUAAUGCUCAUAAUAAUAAUUCACUGUAUGUAAAGCAUUCAAUUAAUGAAUUUAUCAAAAUCUAAGAAUGCUUCCUAUUCGAUCAAAUUUCGAUUGAACGAAUGACAAGUUGUUUCAAAUGAUAAGAAUAUUUAGCAACACUGAACAGUUGUAUAUUAAUAAAUAAAGAAUCUCUUUCUAUUAA